ACACACACACACACACACGUAGAGUGGAGGUUGCCAACAUAUCAUGUAGGCUAUGCUCCCUUUUCUUCUUCUUCCUGGCUUUCUCUCAUGCAGAGGGAGGAUCCAGGAAGGCUGCCAGUUAGUGACUGUCAGUAACCACACGCGCGCGCGCGCACUCACUCUCGCGCACACACACACGAACACACUCACAGACAGACAGGCAGACAGACAGAGGGGAGAAUCGCGCAGUGAAACUACCAGUCGACAUGUCUCAGUUUUCAGACCUGGAGAAGGCCAUCAACACACUGGUCACACAGUUCCAUUCCGCUUCGGCUGACAACGCUCCAACCCUGAAAACCGAUGAAUUUAAAAAUAUGUUGUCCUCCCAGAUGCCUAACAUGGUCAAAGGGAUUGGCACAGAGCAGGGAUUGGGUCAAAUCCUGAGGACAAUGGGUGUAGGUGACGGCGAGGGCAUCUCUUUCAAGCAUUUCUGGAAUUUAAUCCAGUCAGUAGCCACCAGCCAGCACGGCCUCCUCGCCGGCCAGCCGGGCUCCAAUUGCAGCUGCAUCGUCCUGUGAGGAGCACCGUCAGCUCCCAGCUCCACCCUGGAGUUUACCUUACAGAGUUACAGUAUGCACAUCACUCUCCUAAUCAGGUGGCAGACAGAAUAAAGUCUAGUCUGCACACAUCAUGCUGUUCCUAACAUAUCUGACUUAAUCACUUAAGUUUUCAAAUGCUAUGGUCUCAUAUUCCAGAGGGAAUUCUGCCCAGCAUCAUUUGCACCAGUUCAAAUUCAAAGUCUAGUUUUAUUUUUUCAUCAUUUGUACACGUUGCUGUGUCUGAAACAAAAAUGUUAACCAUAUUAUUUUUUUUAAAUGGUAUCUUUAUGCUUUUGAUUACCAAAUAGUAGCCUUUUUUGGUGACUAUGUACUUUUAUUUCACUGCACAGGUUGAGUUGAACUGGCCAGGACAUGGGUUUUAUGAAAGUAUUAUGAAAGUAACUGGUGCAAAAGGAGCUGGGCAUUAUCACAGUUUUAGUCAUUAACGUGUCACUUCCUGUCAUUUGAUACCCGUUUCCCAUGUAUAAAGUGAUUAAUGUGGCUAUAUGGUUUACUACACACAAUGGAAAGAUGAACAGGCCUCUGUUAAGCACAUUUUCUUAUAGCUUGACACUUGAAAAUGGUUUCCAUCAUUCCUUCCAAAAGGCUCUUAUCUUCAUCUCACUAGUUAACUUCAUAAAUGCAGGCAUUCAGUUUUUAUACAGUUAGUGUAGUCAACUUUACGCGUCAAAACUGCUGACUCGAGUCUCAUCUGAAGGCACAUUGUUUUAUUUUCAGAAUCUUUGAAACACUUACGAGUUUUCCUGUUUUGUGCAAAACUUACUCGAGAUCAAUGUACGCAGUUAAUUCAAGUGUUAACCUUGUCUUUAAAACUUAACAUCUCAAAUAGACGUCUUACUUUGUCGGGAACACAAAGUGUAUUCUAGGUUACUUCUGAAUGUUUGAUUUUGCAGCCCUCUGGUGUGUGCUUUUUAGUCCUUUUAUACAUUUUGUACCAGUAAUGCCAUCUUGCAUUUUCCAUGUAUUUAUAUUUGGUUAUUCUCUGUAUUCUAAACCUGUGUGACAGCAUAAGACAAAUUAUGUAAUAAACAUACAAAUAAAUCACUCAUACUGCCAUUA
Eleginops maclovinus (Patagonian blennie) is the source of this 1658-nucleotide messenger RNA. It is a transcript of the gene s100v2, whose product is annotated as S100 calcium binding protein V2. NCBI's taxonomy places the organism in Eukaryota, Metazoa, Chordata, Actinopteri, Perciformes, Eleginopidae. The transcript is spliced from 3 exons. The record is from RefSeq and is a predicted model, not a curated record. The coding region runs from base 246 to 557 and encodes 103 amino acids.